AUGGCGCCAGUUACGAAGAAGAGCAAAGAAACAGAGCCAUCAAAAGCAAUAAAAAUACCGAAGAAGAAGGUGGUUGGUAAAGAUAAUCCAACUAUCGCACGAUCGCCGCAAACCUCAAUGACUGAUUUCUUCGGCAAGUUCGCUCUUCAACGGUUAAACCUCAGACGAGGCGAAAUAUUUGUGAAUUUGUUGUUGGAAAUGGGUGAAACCAGUGGGUACGGCUCGAUCGAUUUUUGGCAAAACAUUGCGAUUGAAUUGCGAAACAUUGCGAUGACUGAAUGGUUGUGGUAA
Anisakis simplex (herring worm) is the source of this 291-nucleotide messenger RNA. NCBI's taxonomy places the organism in Eukaryota, Metazoa, Nematoda, Chromadorea, Rhabditida, Anisakidae. The record is from the annotation of a GenBank genome assembly.